Molecule: messenger RNA, 5487 nt
Organism: Carcharodon carcharias (great white shark)
Lineage: Eukaryota; Metazoa; Chordata; Chondrichthyes; Lamniformes; Lamnidae
Gene: tek
Product: TEK tyrosine kinase, endothelial
Exons: 23
Coding region: 140-3532 (1130 amino acids)
Biological process (GO): positive regulation of kinase activity; protein phosphorylation; cell surface receptor protein tyrosine kinase signaling pathway
Cellular component (GO): signaling receptor complex; plasma membrane
Molecular function (GO): transmembrane receptor protein tyrosine kinase activity; protein binding; ATP binding
Source: RefSeq, a predicted model, not a curated record
CGACGGCGGGGGGUGGGGGGGGGGGUCGCGCCACAGAAGAGGUUAACGAAAAGUGGUGUCAGUCGCUCACGGUCUUGAUAACGGGCAGAGAGAGAAAAACAGCGAUGUGAAGGUGAUUGGGCACUGCGGGGGUCCAGACAUGGAUUUAUUGGGAAUAUUGAUCUUUCAUCUUUACUAUUUGUCAAAUUCAGGUUUAAUCGAGGCGUUGUUGGACUUGACAUUAAUAAACUCAAGCCCCCUGAUCUCCACAUCAGAAACCUCGUUGGUGUGUGUUCCCGAUGGCAAACCUAUUCCAGACCACAUUUCCAUAGCUCGGGGCAUUGAUGCCUUUGUUGAUCAAUCGAGGAGCCCUGUGGAGCAGAGCAAGACUAAAAACUAUUCAUCGAAAGUUGUGUGGAGGAACGAUGAGCAAAAUGAUAGCGUUGGAAUAUUCUUUUGUGAGGGAAGAUUUAAAGAAGAGGUCACCACAAUAACUACAGUUAAGAUGUCACAGCAAGCGCAUUUCUUCCCAGAAGUAUUUUCUGUUACUGCAAAUAAGGGUGAAAAUGUGACAAUUCGAUUCAAACGACAGCUCCAGAUAGAUGCUGAUGUUAUGAUCUAUAAAAAUGAUGCAUUUAUCUCGUCUGUGCCCCAAGAUGAUGUUGCCCACACGGUUGAAUACCCCUUCAAAUCAGUCACUGUAGAUGAUGCAGGUGUCUACUCUGCAUUUUUGAUUGGAGGAAAUGUUUUAACGGCAGCAUUCACCCAGCUGAUAGUAAGAAAAUGUGAAGUUGACAAGUGGGGAUCUGACUGCACAAAGCACUGUCCAGUCUGUCUGAAUGGAGGAGUUUGCCAUGAUCAGACAGGAGAAUGCAUCUGCCCACCAGGCUUCAUGGGGGAACGAUGUGAAACAGCAUGUGGGCAAAGUACGUACGGGAGGAGCUGCAGAAUAUGCAAGGGAGGAAACUGUCGUUUCUCCAUGUUCUGCUUACCUGAUCCUUACGGCUGCUCUUGCGCUACUGGAUGGAGAGGACUUCAGUGUGAUAAAGCCUGUGACCCUGGAUUUUAUGGGCCUGACUGUCGGCUGAAGUGUGAGUGCAUCAACGGAGGAACGUGUGAUCGUUUCCAAGGGUGCCUGUGCCCCCAACAAUGGCAGGGCCUACACUGCGAGAAAGAAGGUUUUGGUGAAGUGCCCCUUCAGCUGGUGAAUCCUGGUGACAAUAUCGAGGUGAACACUGGAAUGAACUUACGUCUCAACUGUACUGCGAGAGGGCACCCGCUUCCAGUGCAUGGUGACAUUCAGCUCCUAAUACCACAUCGAGGGGAAGUUAAUCCCACAAGGACAAUAACGCGUCCAGUCAAUCAGACCAUCACAUUCUUCGAAGUGUUGAAAAUGUCACCGUCAGAUUCAGGAGAGUGGAUCUGCCGUGUCAAAACAGCAGUUGGAGUUGCUGUGAGGCCAUUUAAUGUGUCUGUCAAAGUCCCUCCUUCACCACAGACCCCUCCAACUAAAGCCAAUAGUGGCACUCGAUAUAUUAUUGUUAAAGCCAAUGUUGAGCCACAUAUUGGAGAUGGGCCAAUCAUCCUAACAAGAUUACUGUAUAAACCUGCUGGAGGACUAGAGUCAUGGUCAUCAGUUGAAGUAACAGAUUCAUCAGAAGUGGUGAAACUGGACAAUCUACAGCCAAUGUGCCAGUAUAAUGUGUGUGUACAGCUAAGCCGACCAGGAGAUGGGGGAGAAGGACACCCUGGUCCAGUGGCAAGUUUUUGGACUGACUGCCCAACUCUUCCUGCUCCACUGGGUUUUAAAGUUCUGCCCAAAAGCCAAACGUCGCUUCUGUUAACAUGGCAGCCAGUCCCCGGAAGCAUGGAGGAAAUCACCUACCAUAUAGAGUGUCAAGCAGCCAAUGACAGUAAAGGGAAGCCCACUACCCUGGAGGUUCCCGGCAAUCAGUCCAGCCUGGAAAUCGAGGGCCUGCAGCCUAAGCAGCAGUACCAGUGUCGAGUGCGGGCACAAACUAAUUCAGUGGGAGAAUGGUGUGACAUGGUAACGUCGUGGACAUACAGCAACAAACAGCCUCCUGCUCCUGCCAACGUCAAGAUUUUUAAUAUCUCAGACUCCUCGGCUUUUAUCUCCUGGUUAAUCGAAGAUGGCAACUCGAUAUCAUCUAUCGUCAUACGUUACAAAAUCUAUGGGGCGGAGGAUUACACUCAGGAGACAGAAAUCAAUGUGAGAGAGAACCUUGUUUCACAAUUCCAGCUGCGGGGGCUGGAGGCAAACUCACCGUACCUGGUGGAAAUCUAUGCAAAGAAUAACAUUGGAGAGAGUCACCCUAACCCAACCAUGGAAUUACAUACGCUGCCAGAAUCUGCAGCUGAGUACUACAGACGUCAGCAAGAGGGGAGGCUGCUGCUGUACGCCAUCCUGGGAUCAGCAGGAAUGACUUGUCUGACAAUCCUAUUAGCCUUUUGCAUUGUGCUUCACUUCAAGAGGAACAACUUCCAACGGAGAAUGGUACAAGCUUUCCAAAACAGCUCGAGGGAGGAGCCUAUUAUUCAGUUUAAUUCAGGGACCCUCACUUUGACCAGGAAACCAAAGCCUCAGCUGAGAAUGCCGAUUGUUUAUCCUGUCCUCCAUUGGGAUGAUAUCAAAUUUGAAGACAUUAUUGGUGAAGGAAAUUUUGGACAGGUCUUGAAGGCUCGAAUUAAGAAGGAUGGACACAAGAUGAAUGCAGCCAUUAAAAGAAUGAAAGAAUAUGCCUCCAAAGAUGAUCACCGAGACUUUGCUGGUGAACUGGAAGUUCUUUGCAGACUUGGACAUCACCCAAACAUAAUUAAUCUGCUGGGAGCCUGUGAACACAGAGGAUAUUUGUAUGUGGCGAUUGAAUUUGCACCACAUGGAAAUUUGUUGGACUUUCUACGCAACAGCAGAGUGCUUGACACUGACCCAGCCUAUGCUAUUGCCCAUGGCACUGCCUCCACCCUCUCCUCCCAGCAGUUGCUGCAGUUCGCGGCUGAUGUGACAAAGGGCAUGGAUUACCUCAGCCAAAAACAGUUUAUUCACAGAGACUUGGCAGCAAGAAAUGUUCUUGUGGGAGACAACUAUGUGGCAAAGAUUGCAGAUUUUGGACUGUCCAGAGGGAAGGAAGUUUAUGUGAAAAAAACAAUGGGAAGGCUGCCAGUUCGAUGGAUGGCCAUUGAAUCUUUAAAUUACAGUGUUUAUACAACAAACAGUGAUGUAUGGUCAUAUGGAGUUCUCUUGUGGGAGAUUGUUAGUCUAGGAGGCACCCCCUAUUGUGGAAUGACCUGUGCUGAACUUUAUGAGAAAUUGCCCCUUGGGUAUCGGAUGGAAAAACCGCUCAACUGCGUUGAUGAAGUAUAUGAGUUAAUGUUGCAGUGCUGGCGUGAGAAGCCUUAUGAGAGACCAACAUUCGCUCAAAUCCUGGUGUCCCUCAAUAGGAUGCUUGAGGAAAGGAAGACCUACGUGAACACAACACUGUUCGAGAAAUUCACCUAUGCAGGCAUCGACUGCUCUGCUGAAGAGGCUGGGUGAACACUCCACAGGACAAAAAGAGUCAUGAAAGAUGAACUAAAUUGUGUUUUGUAAACUUUUGUAAAAUACAGAAUGGCCAACAUAUACAAUUCACUAUAGUAUGUUAUUUUUGUGGAAAUAUGGAACUGAUUGUUUGGCUAAGGAUUACCGAUCAAAGUAAGUUCACAAAGAACGAGUGUCACUAUCAGGACUUCAUUUUCAAAAUGGUUUACAAAUCAUUAUUGUUGCUUUUAUAUACUUUUGGAAUUUUUGGGAUUGUACAAAGUAAGUGAGCUGACCAGGAAUCUACUUGGGAUAUUCACAUCAGGAAAGAUAGUCGUUAAUCUAAAUGUGCUUCAGCUUUAACCCGAUGUAUGCAUUACUUUUCCAAACUCCCAGGGAAGUCAGAAGCAAUGUUGUUGAAACAAGAUUGUCUCAUAAAUUCGGUCAUAGGCCUUGAACUUAUGCUGUAGAAUGAUGGGCACAAACACCUGCAUUUGCAUAUGAAAUUCCUCCUUCCUUUUCCUUUAGUGAAGAUGUCAAUCCGUGUAUUUUAAUUUAAACUGGUAGCAAGUGCGAUUUAAAUGAAUCUGUUAAGGAUUUAUACCUUAUUAUCCCACAUUUUAAUCUUAAGGCUGCAAGGGAAAAAAGAAUCAACAAGAUGACAGUAGUAAACAAUUAGAGGUUAGAAUUAAUUAUAAAAAAAAAUAGACUUGCACCUCUCAGGAACUCAGGAAAUACCAAAGCAUUUCACAGACAAUGAGGUAUUUUUGGAAUUGCAGUCACUGUUGUAAUGUAGGGAAUGCAGCAGCCAAUUUGCAUGUAACACAGACAGGAAUCUGCUCAUGACCAAAUGAUCAGUUUUAGUGAUGUUGGUAAAGGGAUAAAUUUUGGUGCCAGGACACCGGGGAAGAACACCAGUACUUUUUGAGUAGUGCCAUAGAACCUUCUACAUCCACCUGAGAGGGAGGAUGAGGCCUAGAUUAACUACCUCAUCCAAAAUAUGAUGCUUUGUAAUUGUCCAGUGUAGAAAAGGAGUCUAAUUGGAGUUAACUGAUCAAACUGAAACUUGUGAGCCUUUGAUUUUUGUGCCUAUGAUGGAGCUGGGUGGGUUUUUAGGAAGACUGUUGGGUUGAUUUAAACCUAGAAGAUGGAACUGUAUAGUAUUUAAAACUUGUGUCAUUUGAGAUAUCUCCAUGUCUGCCAGUUAUCACUUUGUAUAUAGUUCUUGGAGCCUCCACGUUAACCUUGAAUAAGAAACAGUGUAGUUUGCAGUUGGACUUGUUCUGCAGUUUUAAUUAUAAGGGUUCAGGUUUCUUUUGGUGGCCAAUCCGGUGACUAAACUACUUUUUAAGUUUGUAGCAACCUCUAGUUUCUGCAGUGUUUGUGAAUGAGGGUAAAAGUUAACAUUUAGAAGGGACAGUCAGCCACAUGACAGAAAUGAUGAGUGUCCGGAUAUUAGUUUCUAAUGUUUAUUAAAUGCCUUUUGCUAUUUUCAGAACCAGUGAAUUUCAACUCUUUUGUUAAUCCAGAAAAUACUGACAUCCUCGUGCUUUUUGGAUUUCAAACAAUAUGUAAAAAAAAAAUGGUAUUGAAUGUUUGAGUUUGUGAACCAGGCCUAUUUGAUUGCAGUUAAACAGUUUAUUAAUGCUGGCAUAGCCAUAUAUACUCAAAAGGUAUUAUUUUUAAUCUGCUUUUGUGAUUAUUGUAUCAACAUUUGAGAGUCUGGCUACCUGCAUGCAUGUGUAAUAUUUACAACUAUUUGUAAGCAUUUCCUCUGAGUUACAAGCUGCAUGGAUAUUUUAGCUGAAAGUUUAUUUAGAAAGGACAGCAAUGAGACAUAUUUCACUGUGUCACUUGUUAAUCAUGGUUCCAGCUUCCUUUCGGCUAUGCUGGUUUUGAUCGAUCUCCUGCAAAAACAGUUACAUUUCUUAAAAUUCUUUUUGAAAAGAUAAUAAAUGUUUCCUUGUUUUUAA